Exaiptasia diaphana is the source of this 1669-nucleotide messenger RNA. Its product is annotated as putative GPI-anchored protein pfl2. Lineage: Eukaryota; Metazoa; Cnidaria; Anthozoa; Actiniaria; Aiptasiidae. The record is from RefSeq and is a predicted model, not a curated record.
CCAGUGAUAGUGGUUUCUAGUUUGAGACUUGUUAGACGGCCUUGCACGAUCCACGCAGUCGAAAACACACAUUCUUCCUACAAAAAAAUACAAUAACAUUAUUUUAUGUUUUCUGUGUUUUUCAAAUCAACUGAAAACGUUCGGGUGCAUUUCAAGGGAUUCAGGAGCUAGAGGAAUAUUAAAUGUGCAGGGAAUAGAAAGAAAUGGUUGGGGCCAACAAAACGUGAAACUUGUGAAGUGUUAUAUUUUGAGCAGAUGAAGGAGAAACGUUGUAGCAGUAUAAAGCAUACAAAGUAUCAAGUAAAACAAGCUGUGACAAAGGAUCAUACAACAUAUACGGAUAUGGAAUCACAAAACAAGCCAAGAAACUCUAAACAAAGACUAACGAUACCACCAUCUUCAAUGAGUAAAGCUUUGAACAAGAGACAAAAUACGAUUUGUAGCAUGCAAUUUGCAAUCAUGGCAACCAGUUGUUUUCUCAGUUAUUUAAGCUACAACAUUACGCUCUUGAGAAGACGUCCUCUAAAAUGGAGUGGUGUUUAUACGAUGUUUUAUAAGGGAUUCAUUUUAACAUGCGCAGUAAGCGUUAUAGAAGCACAAAGCUCGAGUGUACAGUCAAGUAGUGUCAUUGGUCCUUCUAACACUACAAAUACAGUCAUAUUGACAARGUCCACUCCUUUCAUACAAAACAUGACAUCGCUUCAUAUAACGCCUUCGAGCAUAAUGCACAGCGUCAAUACAAGUGUAAAUCCAAGCCCGACGCUGAYUCAAUCAUCGAGUCUUACGUCGAGCAGUGACGUUAAUUUGACGKCUUCGAGAAGUGUGGUAAAUAUGACGUCAAUUUAUAACGUCAUGACUUCGCCUUCUGUGAAUACAAUAAUGACGUCAUCUGUUGAAACAUCGCAUUCUACAAGUCUAUCGACGAGUUCGUCAGCAUACCACGUGAACGGGACAUCAGUCAUUGACGUGGUGUCAUCAGCAUCAUACAGUGUGUCAUCAUCUACUGCUAUGAUACAAGAAAAUCGAUCAACAACAAUGGUGAAUGCAUCUACAGUUGUUUCCGAACCAGAUCCAACAUCAGUGACGACGMUAGCCAUCAACUCUUCGACACCAGCAAUGGCUGAUUCAACGGUAACAGACAUCCAUGGUAUAAACAUGACAUCUACUUCCGUGGUUUUAAGUACUUUAACGACAACACCCAUCAUUGCAUCAUUUGUAAACGAAACAAUGUCGGUAACACCAGUCCACUUAACAUCAAGUGUUUAUCRGACUGCGACAACGGCYUUUGUUACUGCUACYACAUCAAUGACUUACAAUAAUGCUUCUUCUYAAACGAUAAAAAUGAACAUAAGCACUCCCAGCUCGACGAUAUUAAAUCAAGUAUCAUCGAGUUACGUAAAUACCUCUUCUGUCAUUGUACGAAUGAAUGCGACCACGCCAACUUCGACUAUGAGCGGUGUAUCAACGAGCUACAUCAAUGCUUCAUCUGCCACGGUCCAAAUGAACGCAUCUACGCCCAGUUCAACGAUUUUAAGUGUUGUAUCCACGAGCUACACAAAUGCUUCAUCUGUCACUGCAAAAAUUAACGCGACCGCGCCCACUUGGACAAUGUCGAGUGUCGUAUCCACGAGUUAUACCAAUGCAUCCUCUGUCACUGCAAAAAUCAACG